CGUUAUUAUAAAAAGGUGAACGAUUUCACCUCUUUAUCUUAUCAAUAUACACAAUUUCUUCCAAUCUCUUUAUUUGUUUCUUCAGACUCUAUCUCCUCACUCUAGUUUUCCAAUCUUGCCCUUCCCAUCCGCGAAAUUUCCCUUCAAGCCUUUCGCCUAUUGUAAUUUUUUUUUAAUUCAAUUAUGUUCUCUGUACAUGUAUCAGGUUUUAGGGUUUUAUCUUGAUUCUGUUUGUAUUAAUACAAACUAGGUUUUAGGGUUUGUAAUCUUUUUCUAUGUGAGUGAUAUUGUAAUUUUAUUUACUUUUUCUUGAAUUGAUGAUCUCUGUGUAAUGGUGAGAAGAUUAAUGAAGAAGAGUUUGUUAGAGAUUGAGAGGAAUUUGGGUUAGGUUUUUUUUUUUAAAAUUUUCCUAUUGUAUUUAAAAUGGAGAAUCCGCGUAGAUCAUUCGAUAGAUCGGGUUUUGUUAAAAAACCGCGAUUAACGGAAGAUCCGACCCGAAGCUUUACUCAGAGACCAGUCGUAGCACAAAGAUUUAGUACGAGUAGAGAUACGGAGGUCCAUGAACGAUCUGGUGAUGCUUAUCAGCCACAGCAGCCACACCAAGAGCUGGUGAGCCAAUACAAGACGGCGCUUGCGGAACUGACCUUCAACUCGAAGCCUAUAAUAACUAAUUUGACUAUAAUUGCCGGUGAGAAUGUUCAUGCCGCGAAAGCAAUCGCAGCCACAGUCUGCGCUAAUAUUCUUGAGGUUCCCAGUGAGCAAAAGCUGCCAUCUCUCUAUCUUUUAGAUAGUAUUGUAAAGAAUAUUGGAAGGGAUUACAUAAAACAUUUUGCUCCCAGACUGCCAGAGGUCUUUUGCAAGGCAUAUAAACAAGUUGAUUCAUCUGUUCAUUCAAGUAUGCGGCAUCUUUUUGGAACUUGGAAAGGAGUUUUUCCUCUUCAGACCCUUCAAAUGAUUGAGAAAGAACUUGGUUACCCUAUGAUCAAUGGUUCAUCUUCAGGAACAACAUCCAAGCCUAAUUUGCAGUCACAGCGCCCACCACAUAGCAUUCAUGUGAAUCCUAAAUAUUUAGAAAGGCAGCGCCUUCAGCAGUCAGGCAGGGCUAAAGGAUUGGCUAAUGACAUGACUGGGCCUGUUACAAGCACAACUGUAGAUGCCGAGAGGCCAGAGAGAACAGCCAGCGUCAGCAACAGCAGGCCAUGGGUGGAACCUUCAGUCAAAAUGCAUAGCUUUCAGCAUUCACACAGAAAUGCUCUAAGUGAGCCUAUCCAUGAGAAGAACAUUGGUGCAGCCUAUGGAGAAUACGAAUACGGCUCUGAUCUUUCGCAGAACGCUGGCUUGGGAAUUGGAAGAACUACAGGAAGGAAUAGUGACCAGGGAAAUGACAAAUCUUGGGGUGGAGUUGGUAGCAACAUAGCAGAGACAAUAUCUGGCCAGAGAAAUGGUUUUAAUAUCAAGCAGGGUUUUCCAAAUUACUCAGCUUCCAAAUCUGCAAAUCCCGAUGUGCAUCUGCAGCCAACACAGAAGAUUGCAAGUAGAAGCAGCAGUGGCAUGUCUAAUAGCUGGAAAAACUCAGAGGAAGAGGAGUUUAUGUGGGAGAUGCACUCAAGAUUAUUAGAUAACGAUGCAGUCAAUAUUCCUAUCAAUUCAGGGAAGGAUCGUUGGCCUCCAGAUGAUCCAGAAAAAAUGGAAUUUGAAAGUCACUUGCGAAAGCCACAAAAUGUGCAUGAUGUUGGGUCAAGGUUUGACAGAGGAACUACAGAGGAUUCCCUGUCUACUGAACAGAAAGAUCAAGCAACUUAUGGGCAACGGAAAUCUACAAUGUGGCCAUUGAAGGAGUCACACUCAGAAGGCUAUUCUGCCACCCUUGGUGGGCUGCCUACAAGCACAAAUUCUUCUCUUGCUAGGAUGGGUGGUCAUCCCCCUGUUGGUUCAUCUCAUAUUGGGGCCUCAAGUUUUGGGGUUUUGUCAAGUUCAGCUGUGGGAUCUGCUGGAAGCUUGGGGCAACAAAGAUUUCAGUCUGCAAGAGCUGGAUCACCUUCUGAACAGUCUGCUAUGCUCCAGCAUCCUCAACCACCUUUGUUACCGGCAAAUCGUCCCCACCAAAACUUGAAAAAUUUGGCUGAGCAGGACCAUCCUCAUGUUCAGUCCCUGCCUCGACCUGAUUCAAAAGCAACUCCCUUUUCAGGACAUUUGGGUGGUGGGCCAAUUAGCCGCACUAGCAAGGAUUCUCUAUCCAUGCAGCAUUCUAAUAGUCUCCUUGGUAACAUGCAAAAGUUUCAGCCUCAAGAGUUGAAGGCUUCAUCUCCUGGAGGCUCUUCUUUUCAGCUAAGUGAUCACUAUCCUCUCACACAGCCACUGCCGACGGAUCUCAAGCAGCCCGAACCUUCUGGUCUGUCUCCAAAGCCACUUCCACCUAAUUUUGGAACUCCCUUAAUGACUGGAAAUGCAUCUGAUCAUUCAAAUAGACUUGAUGGCGAAAAUUUAGGACAAUCAAGCACGAGUACAUUGUUAGCUGCUGUCUUGAAGAGUGGUAUUCUUUCCAACUCAAUCACCAGUGGCCUAGCUAAUCGGACUGUCCAAGAUGUGGGAGAAAUCCCAUCACGGUCGGAUAUUCAACCUCCUCUGCCGAGUGGACCUCCACCUACGUUGGUUACCUCCUCAGGACCCAUGGCUGUGUCAGGUCCUGCAUCCUGUGAUAAGUCAUCGGCUACAGCAAAUAGUUCCCAUGGAAAGGUAGGACCACCACCACCACCACUGCCGCCUGGUCCUCCACCUUCAUCUCUUAUGGGUAUUGCAUCAGCGCAAGUUUCCAACGUUGAAAGCAAGUCUUCAAACCCUAUUUCAAAUCUGUUGAGCUCGCUAGUUGCAAAAGGUCUGAUAUCUGCAUCAAAGAAUGAGUCACCAUCUCUCAUGGCACCCCUAAUUCCCACUCAGGCACAGAAUCAAAGCGCAGGGGACUCUUCAAGUAGUCUUGCACCAGUGUCUUCUGUUCCAAGUUCAUCAAGCAUUCCUCCAACUUCCACCAUGGAUGAGGCAUCUUUUCCAGAACCUGUUGCUGAAAGUUCGGUUGCCUUACCUCAGUCCUCUUCAGUGGAGAUGGAAAAUCUCAUAGGUUUGGAGUUUAAGACAGAUAUAAUCCGCGAAUUUCAUACAACUGUGAUUGAUAGACUUUUUGAUGACUUACCACAUAGCUGCAGCAUAUGCGGGCUUCGACUUAAACUCCAAGAACAGCUUGAUAGACACUUGGAGUGGCAUGCUUUAAGAAGGCCUGGGUCAGAUGCUGUAGUUAGAAGGAGUUUUUAUGCAAAGUCAGAUGACUGGGUUGUUGGGAGGGCAGGAUUUCCGCUGGGAUUUGAGUCUGCCAUUCUGAAAGAGUCUGGUAAAAUAAUGGACAAGGGUGAGCCUAUGGUUCCUGCAGAUGAUAAUGAAAGUGCAUGUGUUUUGUGUGGUGACCUUUUCGAAGACUAUUAUGAUCAAGAAAGGGAUGAAUGGAUGUUCAGGGAAGCUGUAUAUAUGACUACCCUUUUCAAGGAUGGUGAAGCUGCAACAAAAGAUGAGAGUGCUGCUAAGGGUCCCAUUGUUCAUGCAAAGUGUAUAUCAGAAAGUUCGCCUCAUGACUUGGGACUUGUUAGUGGUGUUAAAAUGGAAAUGGAUACUUAAUGACUUAAGGUGAGAAACACAAUGGAUAUGCUGGCUGCAAUCACAAGAAGCUGAGUUCAGGUUUUCUUUAAAUAGCUUAAGUGUGCAUGGUCUUUCAUGCUAAUUUUGUUAUAUGCGCCAAAAUGGUGGUGAGAGCAUCUGGUAGUGCUGCUCUCUUUUCUGUUCUUUGCUCUUUCUUCAUUUAAUCUAUAAUUUGAUAAAUACAUAUAAAUGCCAGAUAGUUUGCAUCUCAACUCUUGUUGUUAAUGUGGUUGAUGUGUUCUUUUAAAAUUUUCCAUCUUUUACCAAAGCGAGGUUGCACUUAGUACCAGCAUUUAAACACGAGGCAAGGCAGUCUGAUCCAUAGCAACAUGCAGCUUCAAAUAUGCAGAUGGAAGAUUGAGUAUCAUUAAAAUAUUUCUAUGUAGCCUUAUUUGUCUUUACAUUUCAUGGUUUACUUUUAAUUGGUUUGUGUGGAUGUAGCUUUUAUAGUGGACCAUUGUUUGGAGGCAUCAGAAAGUAACAUUUUCUUCUUGAUUGGUCUUA
Mangifera indica (mango) is the source of this 4188-nucleotide messenger RNA. RefSeq names its product polyadenylation and cleavage factor homolog 4-like. Gene Ontology annotation, cellular component: mRNA cleavage factor complex; cytoplasm. The record is from RefSeq and is a predicted model, not a curated record. Lineage: Eukaryota; Viridiplantae; Streptophyta; Magnoliopsida; Sapindales; Anacardiaceae. Gene Ontology annotation, biological process: termination of RNA polymerase II transcription. Gene Ontology annotation, molecular function: mRNA binding; RNA polymerase II complex binding.